AUGGACAGUAGUGAUUUUAAGGAGAAUUAUUUUAAGAAAGGAACUGUCCCUUCACUUGCUGUUGUUAAAGAGAAGCUUAAAAAGAUGUGUGGUGGUCCUGAUGGCUUAAGGAUGUGUGUUUUGUACUUUCUAGCAAGCGUGUUAGGUGGUAAGGCUAAGACUGGGAACGGAGCUCCCUCGGUAUACCCUUUUUUUUUUAGGAUUGUGGAAGAUCUCGAUGUGUGUAGAACAUUUCCUUGGGGGAGGUAUUCAUUUUAUGUGAAUCUCAAGAAAAUUGAUCAUACAUUGAGGCACUUCAAUGGGGUCGUUGAAACUGAUUCUUGGACAUUUCUUGGUUUUGUUACUCCCUUGGAGUUGCUACCUUUUGAUAUGAUCUUAGAUGAGGAUCAAGCCCUGGACUACUCUCCAACGGUUGCAAUCACAAGGUUAAGCGACUUGAUAGAUUGCGGAACGAAGUGA
Molecule: messenger RNA, 459 nt
Organism: Eutrema salsugineum
Lineage: Eukaryota; Viridiplantae; Streptophyta; Magnoliopsida; Brassicales; Brassicaceae
Exons: 1
Coding region: 1-459 (152 amino acids)
Source: RefSeq, a predicted model, not a curated record